GGCGGCGGCGGCGGCGGCCGAGCGGGGUCAGUUCUCUGGAGCGUUUGCCAAUGUUGGAGCCGUCUGCUAAGUGUGCCUGGCGAGGAGUUUUUGGAGUCGUGAAGGAUAUAGCAGUUUAGUCACUAUUGUAUUAACAUGCUUCAAAUAAAUCAGCUUCUCUCCAAGAUAAAAUGGCAAACCCCAAAGAGAAAACUCCAAUGUGUCUGGUAAAUGAGUUAGCCCGUUUCAAUAGAGUCCAACCCCAGUAUAAGCUUCUGAAUGAAAGCGGGCCUGCUCAUUCGAAGAUGUUCUCGGUGCAGCUGAGUCUUGGCGAGCAGACAUGGGAAUCAGAAGGGAGCAGUAUAAAGAAGGCCCAACAAGCUGUUGCCAAUAAAGCCCUGACUGAGUCUACGCUUCCCAAACCGGUGCAGAAACCACCCAAAAGUCACGUUAACAAUAAUCCAGGCAGUAUAACUCCAACUGUGGAACUGAAUGGGCUUGCUAUGAAAAGAGGAGAGCCUGCCAUCUACAGGCCAUUAGACCCAAAGCCAUUCCCUAACCAUAGAGCUAAUUACAACUUUCGGGGCAUGUACAAUCAGAGGUAUCAUUGCCCAAUGCCUAAGAUUUUCUAUGUUCAGCUGACUGUAGGAAAUAAUGAAUUUUUUGGUGAAGGAAAGACUCGACAAGCUGCUAGACACAAUGCUGCAAUGAAAGCCCUCCAAGCACUACAGAAUGAACCGAUUCCAGAAAAAUCACCUCAGAAUGGCGAAUCUGGAAAAGAACUGGAUGAUGACAAAGAUGCGAAUAAAUCGGAGAUCAGCUUAGUGUUUGAAAUUGCUCUGAAGAGAAAUAUGCCUGUCAGUUUUGAGGUAAUUAAAGAAAGUGGGCCACCACAUAUGAAAAGCUUUGUUACGCGGGUGUCAGUGGGAGAGUUCUGUGCGGAAGGAGAGGGAAAUAGUAAAAAACUCUCCAAGAAGCGUGCUGCAACCACUGUCUUACAGGAGCUUAAAAAACUUCCACCUCUUCCUGUAGUGGAAAAACCAAAACUAUUUUUUAAAAAGCGCCCUAAAACAAUAGUGAAGGCUGGACCAGAGUAUGGCCAAGGAAUGAACCCCAUUAGCCGCUUGGCGCAAAUUCAACAGGCCAAAAAGGAAAAGGAGCCAGAUUAUGUUUUGCUGUCAGAAAGGGGAAUGCCUCGACGUCGAGAAUUUGUGAUGCAGGUCAAGGUGGGCAGUGAAGUUGCUACAGGUACAGGACCUAAUAAGAAGAUAGCCAAAAAGAAUGCUGCAGAAGCAAUGUUAUUGCAACUUGGUUAUAAAGCAUCCACUAGUCUUCAAGAUCAGCUUGACAAGACAGGAGAAAACAAAGGAUGGAGUGGUCCGAAACCUGGGUUUCCUGAACCAGCAAAUAACACUCCAAAAGGAAUUCUUCAUUUGUCUCCUGAUGUUUAUCAAGAGAUGGAAGCCAGCCGCCACAAAGUAAUCUCUGGCACCACUCUAGGCUAUUUGUCACCCAAAGAUAUGAACCAGCCUUCAAGUUCUUUCUUCAGUGUAUCUCCCACAGCGAACAGCUCAGCUACCAUUGCCAGGGAGCUCCUUAUGAAUGGAACAUCGCCUACAGCUGAAGCCAUAGGUUUAAAAGGAAGUUCUCCUACUCCCCCUUGUUCUCCAGUACAACCUUCAAAACAACUGGAAUAUUUAGCAAGGAUUCAAGGCUUUCAGGCAGCUCUAAGUGCCUUGAAACAGUUUUCUGAACAAGGACUGGAUCCAGUCGAUGGGACACUGAAUGUUGAGAAAGGGUCUCUUGAAAAACAAGUCAAGCAGCUGAGAGAGAAAGCGGACGAUAACCAGGCACACGCGGGCUCCGUGGCUCAGGACUGCAAGAAAUCAAAGUCAGCCAUCUAGCAGCUCCCAGGACCCAUGGCAGCCUCCGCAUCCUUAUAAACCUGUCAGCGCGCAUGAGGGUGUCUGCGUUCAAGGAAAUGAAUGACUAAUACCAUUCUUUGAGUCUUAUGUGAAGACAACACUGUUCUAACACGAGAGAUAAUAUACAUGGUCCUGUUUAUUCAACUGGGGGAAAAUAAAACUUGGAAGUUGAGAUCAGAUCGUAACUCACUUGCCCAGAGGCAGCAGAAACCUGAUCCUGCUACUGGAGCUUAAAAUAACAAUUAACUAAAAGUGUUAGAAACAGAGCUAAAAUUUGCAGAUGAUUAAUAGAGGAAUUGGGUUUGAUUCUGUUGUUAUGAUUGGUUUGGUUGUGCCACUUGUGUUCAGUUAUAAUCUCAAUCUCUCUGUUUGUCUCUCUAAAUAAUGCUUGACAAUUUGAAAAUUAACCCAUGAUGUGCUGUGGAAUGUGGUUGUUGUCUUCAUAUUGCACACAGUUUCUCUUUUUAUGCAAAUCUUUGUAAUCUUCAUCCUGUAUCAAUAUGAAUAACCGUAAGGUGCACUAAGCAAAAACGUAUGCAGUCAGGUUGGAUAUUUGGUGACAAGUAUGAUGUGAUGUUAGGGACAACUAUUUUCCAGUGACUCCAGGAACUGAAGAAGCAAGACAGAGCCCUAGUGGGUUUUAGUUCCACAUGAUUCCGUUAGCAGCAAAGGUGGGGGGGCGCUUUUUGCCCCCAUAGGUCAUUUUACUGGGUUCCGCUCUGUCCUGCAGGUUGUACUCACCCCCAGUGUUGUGGCCACUCUCUGCAUCCAGAGUGUAUUUGCUACCGCGUUGGAGCUGGUGACAGUGAGCAGGGUGACUCCUGGGCGGAGAUAUGGGGAAAGCCUGCCGGAGAAGCUUCUAGGAAGCCUCACUCGGGGCCAGCAUGUUGGAACCUGGUGUGGGGCAAAUGCAGUUAAAAAAAAAAAAAAAGUGAUUGGUUUCUGUG
Molecule: messenger RNA, 2851 nt
Organism: Ochotona princeps (American pika)
Lineage: Eukaryota; Metazoa; Chordata; Mammalia; Lagomorpha; Ochotonidae
Gene: STAU2
Product: staufen double-stranded RNA binding protein 2
Exons: 14
Coding region: 171-1883 (570 amino acids)
Source: RefSeq, a predicted model, not a curated record